GCUCGGCCCCUCUGAGCCUCAGACGCGGAGGAGCCAUGGCCUUGCCGGUGUUACCAGGACACAACUUCAACCGCAAUGUGGGAAAGGAGAAAUUCCACAAAUCCCAACAUUGGGGCUUUUGCAACAAUGUUAGGAUGCUGGUGAGUGAUGAUAAACCUGGAAUCGGUGGAGAACCGCUUCUUGGGCAAAAGGUGAAAUCUAAAUACAGUACUUAUCCUAAAGGAGAAGGAAGCGAUGCACCAUCAUGGGUAGCUUUCGAUAAACAGGUAUUAUGUUUUGAUGCCUAUUGGGAAAAUGAAGUGCUUGAUUAUUGCUGCGAAGACUACAGAAUAAGAUACUAUAAAAUCUAUUUCUACCUUGAAGAUGACACAAUCCAAGUCAAUGAACCAGCGGUGAAAAAUAGUGGACUGCUUCAAGGGGUCUUUAUCCGGCGUCAUCGGAUUCCUCUCCCACCUCCUGAUGAUGAACAGUUUUAUACUGUGUACCAUUUCAAUAUAAACAUAGAUAUUGUCUUCUAUGGCUGGAAAUUCAAGAUUUAUAACUGUGAUGCAUUCACUGGAAACUUUUUGAAGAAAAUAGGAAUCAAAUUAAAUUCUCCAAGACAGUGUCCAGAAGAUCCUUAUAUAAAGACACGGAAAAAGACGGUAGAGUGCAUGGAGCCCUUGCGUCCCUAUGAGUCCUUUGACACUCUGAGACAGUUCCUCCUGAAUGAUAAGAAAGUUUUGCGUUUCUUCUGCCUGUGGGAUGACUCAGGAUCAUUGUUUGGGGACCGUAGAGAACUUGUCCUGCAUUACUUCUUGUCUGAUGAUACUAUUGAAAUCAAAGAGGUGCUGCCCCACAAUGCAGGCCGGGAUGCCACAUCCUUGUUCCUCCGAAGGGGUAAGCUACCCAAGUAUGGCCCACCUGGAGUCUAUCAACCAGGCCAGAUCACAGAUCGAACAGUUCUCAACGUGUAUAAUAUGUCAGAGAUAGGUAGCGUGUUGGACAACCGAGGUGCUGGCUACUUGUUGGAUAAGUACCAGAUAGGAAAAUCAGACCAAGAGUUUUACAAAGAUUCUGACCUGUCUGUAGGAGCUACCAUCAAUGUGUGGGGAAGGAGAGUGCUGCUUUGUGACUGUGAUGAAUUUACGAAGCUUUAUUAUAAAACUAAAUAUGGAAUUGAGAACAUUACCUCGAUUUCCUGUGAGCCUCCUCCUGUUCCAAAAAUAGAAAGGAAAUAUCCACCUUAUACUGGCUUUGGUUCUGAAGAGGAUUCUCUCCGUUCUUGCAUAGGCCUCAUCGCCACACCUCAUCAGAAAAACUUGAAGCAGUCAUUGGAAGAAGACAGCUAUGGCAACAUAAGCAAUAAACUCCGUUUUUUUGCAAAACUAGUCACAGAAAAAAGUCUUGAAAAGGACAGGACAUUUGUUAUUACAUAUUAUCUUGAUGAUGACACCAUUUCAGUGUUCGAACCUAUAGGGAGAAAUUCAGGGUUUACCGGUGGGCUGUUCUUGAAAAGAAGUCGUGUAAAGAAGCCUGGACAGAAAGUCUUUAAAAGUGAACCAUCAGAAUAUAUCAAGUCCGAGGACUUAUACAUUGGAACCACAGUGAACGUGAAUGGCUACCUGUUUAUGUUGCUCAAUGCUGAUGAGUACACCUUAAAAUACAUGGAGAAGCAUUCAGACAGGUUUCCAUUUAGCAACCUUGAAUUUGCCCUACAAAAGCUGAAAGAACUAGAACCGAGAUCCAAAGAGAUCAAGCAGGUAUUUGCAGCUGCUGACUCUGAACACACGAAGAUACUGGAUUUUAGUACGUUUAGAGAAUUGCUGUUGGAUAUGACAGUCAAAAAAAUCUCGGAACAAGAGAUUAUAACCAUUUCACGUCACUACCGUGUACCUGAGGACCCAUGUCCAGAUGUGACUGUCUUAAUGGCAAAUGCCCAUGAGCAACUUAAGAAAAACAACUAUGAGAAUUUCGACAUACUCAUUUUACGCUGUGUGUACGACGAUCGAGAACAAAAGCAUGUAUUGCCUACCAAAGACAUCAAGAGGCUGUGCAAGUCUUCCAGGCUACCGUUGAAUGAAGAUCUUCUAGAAUCCUUACUGUCCAAGUUUGAAAACAGUGACAAACAAAUAGAUUAUGAGUCAUUUUUCUCUGCCCUGAACUGGAGAUUGAAUCCAAUGCCUGUAUUGGGAGCACAACCAUACCUUAAAGAGGUAUGUGAAGAUGUUUGGCUCGGGAUGCCGUCACCUAUUCCUGCAAAAUGCAUUCAGUACUUAACCCUUUUGAAGGAUUUGUAUGGCUUAGAGGAGGAAUAAGCAUGGCAGCUUUGGCCACCUCUCUGAUUUACUGCUCUAAUUUUGCUGAGUUUAUUUUAGUAGAUAUAAUUUCAUUAAAAACAAAAAAGGAACAAGGUUCAUACUGAAUGGAAAUCCAUAAACCACAAUUAAUCUUUUGUCACUUUAGUUUUUCAGAACAUCCUAUUCUAUUGCUGAUGUACCAGAACUAUUAAA
This is a messenger RNA of Lepus europaeus (European hare), 2492 nucleotides long. It is a transcript of the gene EFHC2, whose product is annotated as EF-hand domain containing 2. Gene Ontology annotation, biological process: regulation of neuron projection development. Bases 36 to 2297 code for a protein of 753 amino acids. Gene Ontology annotation, cellular component: microtubule. Lineage: Eukaryota; Metazoa; Chordata; Mammalia; Lagomorpha; Leporidae. The record is from RefSeq and is a predicted model, not a curated record. The transcript has 15 exons.